Molecule: messenger RNA, 2112 nt
Organism: Macadamia integrifolia
Lineage: Eukaryota; Viridiplantae; Streptophyta; Magnoliopsida; Proteales; Proteaceae
Exons: 3
Coding region: 1-1833 (610 amino acids)
Source: RefSeq, a predicted model, not a curated record
AUGGUAAGUGGAGAGAGAAACUCUACGGUGGAGGAGAUUGGGAUUCUGGCCGGAGGCAGCCCGCCUGAUCGCGCAAAGCAGAGGCUCAUUACGGAUUUCUUGCAGCCCGACCUACCUCUUGGAACAGGUUGCACGCCUGCACCUGCUGUGCCUAUUGUGGAUGUUUGCAAUACUGGCUUUUCUUCCCUCCCUAAGAAAUCCUACUCUAAGGCGGUUGGAGGCGUUCUCCCUGAUGUUGCCGACCUACCUGACCCUAUUCAUGCCGGAAAUCUCACUAAAAUCGUGAUUCCCCAAGAUGCCUAUGAGGAACGUCUUCUCCGAUAUCGCUUUGCUUUGGUGGCCAGAAUAAAUUUUCGGUUUAUUUCUUUGGAUGAAGUUCGGAAGGAAGCUGUGAAUUCUUGGAACCUUAAAGAGAAGGUUUUUAUCAAACCUAUGGGAUUAGUCCUAUCAAGNGCACCUGCUGUGCCUAUUGUGGAUGUUUGCAAUACUGGCCUUUCUUCCCUCCCUAAGAAAUCAUUCUCUAAGGCGGUUGGAGGCGUUCUCCCUGAUGUUGCCGACCUACCUGACCCUAUUCAUGCCGGAAAUCUCACUAAAAUCGUGAUUCCCCAAGAUGCCUAUGAGGAACGUCUUCUCCGAUAUCGCUUUGCUUUGGUGGCCAGAAUAAAUUUUCGGUUUAUUUCUUUGGAUGAAGUUCGGAAGGAAGCUGUGAAUUCUUGGAAACUUAAAGAGAAGGUUUUUAUAAAACCUAUGGGAUUAGGCUACACUUUAUUCCAAUUUGAGGCUGAGAAAGACAUGACAAACAUCUGGAAACAAAGUCCUAUCAAGAUCGGACGGCAGUUUAUUCGCUUCCAGCGGUGGAAGCCGGAUUUUAAUAUCCAUGAUAACUCUCCUAUUUCUAAGCUUGUCUGGAUUCGAUUUCCUGGGCUCCCCUUCGAAUAUUGGCACGAGCGGAUCCUCCUUUCCAUGGCAAAAGCCGUGGGGCGUCCCCUGGACAUUGAUAAAAGAACACGAAAUGCAUCCAUAGGGAACUUUGCUCGUGUCCUCGUGGAGAUGGAUACUUCAGUACAGCGGUUGGAAGAAAUCCAGGUUGAACGGCGACAACCUGGAACAGGUGAUCUUUUUUGGUUCAAACAAAAAAUCAUAUAUGAAGACGCUUUGGGAAAGUGUGGUUUUUGUAAAAAACUUGGUCAUACCAUCCAAAACUGCAAAGAGAAACGCAUCGCCGAUGCCGCACGCAAAGACAAGGAUGAUGCUUGUGGUGUUGUAGGGGCUGUUUGGGUGGAGAAGUCGUCUUUGGGGGCGGCUGGUGUGGAGAUUUCCGGCAGGAAUGGUGGCGAGCCCUCAAUAGGAAAGAAUUCAAAUUCAAAAUUGCCAACCAUCUCCCAUAAUUGUGAUCCAGCUUUGUAUGGAAACUUGGAUACGCAAGAGGGGAUUUUAGCUAUUGAGUUACCUAUUUUAGAAGGAUUUUCCUCAGCCAAUUUGAGGAAUAAUUCAAUUGCAGAUCGAUUGGAUGACCCAUGCAACAGAGAUGGUUCAGUUCCUUUACACGGGUCAAACAAGCCCAAUAUGGUGAACCAAACCACUGAGACUAACUCAAUUACAGAACAUGGCAUUCUGGUUUCUCCAGGUUGUGCGGCUAAUCCAGUUCUGAUUUCUGGCUCUUGUCAACUCUCUGUCCACCGUGAUCACGUGAUAAAUUCCAUUACUUCAAGUGCUAUGGAUAAUGGUCAUCUCACCCUCCACUACCCGGAAGUUGGCGCCAUUGAUGCUGCUGCCCUCCAGAAGGAACAAUGCCACGGCAUGGAAACAGUUUCAAGAAAAAAAGAGGGAUGAAGAAGGCUGCUGGUCGUGCAACUCUCAGUAAUAUUCUCCUAGACAAGCACCCUGAUGUGGUUUGUAUAGCUGAACCAAUGGUGGAGGUAGCUGCUUUCCCUUAUUUAUUUUUUAAUAAACUGGGAUAUGAUGCAUGCUUUAUUCAUAAUAUUCGCACUGAUAAAAACCCAAACCUAUGGGUCAUUUGGAAGAGGUCUCUCACCAAACCAACUAUUAUUUCCAUGUCUGACCAGUUUAUUUCACUGUGUAUAAAUUGGAGAAACAAUUCUAUUUACAUAA